UAGUUUGGCAUUAUCUUGGGGCCAUUCACAAACAGCCAGCCUCAGCUUUCAAAAUCAGUUUUCAGAUGUCGGUAAUGACAGCAUCCCAGAUGAAGAGAGCCCUUCACCCACUCUUUCUGUGCUGUCUGUGCCAGCUGGCAGCAGGUGUGAGGGUGCUGGUGAGCCCACAGGAGGAGGCCAUUGCCUACCUGGGAGACACGGUCAGUCUGAGCUGCAGGGUGGAGGGUUCGGACUACGAGGAGGAGCUCCAGUGGAGUCGAAACAGCGGCCUGAUUGACUUGCGGGAGGGAAACCGCCUUAACCAGAGCCAUCUGUGCGUGCAGAACCUGACCCAUGAUGACCAUCGGGUCAAAUUCACUUGCAACCUGAAGAGAAACACUAGCAUAUCUACUUCUGUGAAGAUAAAUGUGCUCUUCCCUCCUGAUCUCUCUGGAGAGGAGAAUGUAACAGUGGAAGAGAGCAGAGAAGCUAAGCUGUCCUGCUCUGUGUGGGCCAACCCACCGGUAAUGGUUUCCUGGCUGCACAACGGUGCUGCUGUGGACCUAGUGAAGGACGGCUACGCGCUCUACCAGGAUAGCUUGGAGGCCAGGCUCAGCAUUAUAAAGCCUAACCGGGACCAGCACCAAGGAACAUACACCUGCAUCACAGAGUCCUCUGAGUUUGGACAGAGGACCAAAUCAAUCCAUGUCAUGGUGAUAGAGAAGACAAUGUCUUUCCCUCUGAAUCCUGUGAUUGCUGGCUGUGUUGUUGUCCUGUGCACUGCUGCCCUUGCAAUUUUGUCCAGAUGGAGCCAAAUCUCAAAGUGUUGGAAGUAAAGACUCUGAGACUGCAGCAAUCUGACACAAACGUGAGAGAAGAUAACUGCUCAAACAAAACAACUCACUAAUGUUUAAUAUGAUAUUUAAAUAUCACAUUUCCUUUUAAAUAUACAGCAGAUCCUAAUUUUGUGUACAAUAUAACAUGGCAAGAGCUGAAAGUGUCGCAGAUGGGGUGAAAGGUCCAAAGUUCUGUCAGAAAAACAUGAAUCAUUCAUCCUCAAUUUUCACAAUCUAAAAAGAAUAAGUAACAUAUUAUCAUCAUCUAUUACUUUGCCGAGGGAAUAAAGCCAUUACGUGAAGUUAAAUAUUGAUGCUUCAGGUCAAAGGCAGACUCUAUUGCUAGCAUGAGGGGUCACUGAAGAGAAUAACCUGUCAGCCAGAUAUUAAAUACAGAAUUAUAGAAUGAGGUAAAGGAAUCAUGUGUUCUGAAUGAUUUCUAAUGAAUGGCAUAACUACAAGCUGUUGGAUGAAUGGAACUGCUGUCUCUGUACUCUAAGCUAAUGUCCAUUUCAAAUAAAUAGCUUAUUUUAUUCA
Messenger RNA from Pygocentrus nattereri (red-bellied piranha), 1352 nucleotides. RefSeq names its product transmembrane and immunoglobulin domain-containing protein 1-like. The transcript has 6 exons. Bases 66 to 815 code for a protein of 249 amino acids. Lineage: Eukaryota; Metazoa; Chordata; Actinopteri; Characiformes; Serrasalmidae. The record is from RefSeq and is a predicted model, not a curated record.